AAAAAUCUUCGAAGUUCAGAUUUCCUUAGCUUAGAAGAGAAGUACUUUCUGAAGAUGUCUGGGCGUGGAAAGGGCGGUAAGGGUUUGGGAAAGGGAGGAGCGAAACGACACCGUAAGGUCCUCCGGGACAACAUCCAAGGCAUCACGAAGCCGGCCAUUCGCCGUCUGGCUCGCCGUGGUGGAGUGAAGCGUAUCUCCGGUCUCAUCUACGAGGAGACUCGCGGCGUCCUCAAGAUCUUCCUUGAGAAUGUCAUCCGCGAUGCUGUUACCUACACCGAGCACGCUCGCCGGAAGACGGUCACCGCAAUGGACGUCGUCUAUGCUCUCAAGAGACAGGGCCGCACCCUGUACGGAUUCGGCGGUUAGCUUUUCUUAUCGGCGGUGUAUAUUUUGGUGUUCUAUUCUGAAUCAAUCUCAGAUUUAUUGUGACAAUGUUACUCUGAUUUCAAUUCAAUGAAUUUCAGUUCUUAUGAAUUCUCAAUUUUCUUAAUUUUAUAUCUUCUAUUUGACUCUUCGUUGCAAUUCGUAAUAUUUGUAAAAUGGUUUAUGAAAAGUUUGUUCAAAGGAAAAUAUUUGGUGAA
This is a messenger RNA of Ipomoea nil (Japanese morning glory), 581 nucleotides long. RefSeq names its product histone H4. Gene Ontology annotation, molecular function: structural constituent of chromatin; protein heterodimerization activity; DNA binding. The coding region runs from base 55 to 366 and encodes 103 amino acids. The transcript has a single exon. Gene Ontology annotation, cellular component: nucleosome. The record is from RefSeq and is a predicted model, not a curated record. NCBI's taxonomy places the organism in Eukaryota, Viridiplantae, Streptophyta, Magnoliopsida, Solanales, Convolvulaceae. Gene Ontology annotation, biological process: nucleosome assembly.